AACUGCGGAAGCGCCUAAGAACAAGGUGAAGGGAUCGCACUUACGGGGAGCUGUUCAUCUAGGAUUCAGCUACGAUACGUCUGAAAACGAAUGGAGAACAACUACAGGAGAAACACUAGAUGACGCGGGUUACGCUGUGUGGGGCAACUAUCAGCCCGAUGGUGGAGAAAAUGAGCAAUGCGGUUCGAUGUUCUACAACGGCCAUUUAAAUGAUAUCAGCUGUGAAGCACAAAGAUGUUUUUUUAUAUGCGAGAGAGAAAACGAGCUUCUUAAUAUUUUUAGUGAGAGGUUCGGUCAAUAGGAUAUUUUAGAUAAAUACAAGAUUUGAAAAGAUAACAUACUUGUAGGAAAAAGGGGUUGGCCAUGAUGAAUAAAAAUUCAGGGAUUACAAGAUAAUAUUUAGUUUUAUUAAUUAUAAAUUGCACCAGGGCACAUCUAUAAUUAAUGAUAAUAAUUAAUUUCAAAUUAAUAAUUCAGUGCACCGAGUCACGCCAGAGCCAAGAAUGCUCGGUCCGUCGCUGCGCGGUCAUUUUAUAUCUGUUGCAAAACAAGUCGAGUGGCGCGCCGAGUGGCGUUAUCGGUGCACGUGUUGUUUAAAAUUUUUGCUGUACCGGCGUACGACAAAGGCGCCGUCAUGCCGUCAUACUCAGACAUUGUUGUUCAAUACUUAAAAUAUUGUCUACUAUUGUUAUGUUUUAAUACAUCUGUGAUCCUUUAUUUCAUUUUUCACCGUUAAAAAAAUUGUUUUAAUAAACGUUAACGGAGUAGUUAUACGUACAGUAGAGGCUCGCGGCCUAGUUAUAGAAUUCGAUGUAAAUGUAAGAAAUGCUUAAAGUUCUUGAAGGUCCCUAAAUCAUAUCGGUCCGGAAAAAUCUCUGGUGGUAGUCGAUUCCACAAGGAAGCUUUGCGAGGAAGAUAACUUCUUGUAAAUCGCACAGUGAUGGACCGCCAAUCAUUAAGAUAGUAUGAAUGGUAUCGGGAGAUUUGUCGCUAUGUGCGAUGCUGAAAUUGAGUGGCUGAAAUUAGUCCGAACAAUUCCUCAGAGUACUCCCCGUGGUAGAUGCGAUAAAAUAUAGAAAGAGAUGCAACAUCUCUGCAGUGCCUGUGAGUCAAGCCGAUUUCAGAAAGACCUCGGUCAGCCGACGAUUCAAAGCGCCCUGCGCUGGAUGCGAUUAAGUGGAAGGAUCUGGCACUGGGGAGCCACAGCCCAGAGAUGGGAACAGUAUUCCAUGUGAGGUCGAACCUGCGCCUUGUAAAUUUGCAGGCGGUAAGCCAGCAUGUAAUACUGUCCUGCUCUGCUGAGCACGCCAAGUAUUUUUUUCUUUUUUUGUCUUUGUUUCUCUAAUUUCUUAUUUAUGUUAUUACUGUUUUUCUUAUUUAUUUUAUUAUUAUGUAAUAAUAUUUUCUUCUUACUUUAUACUUCGCCAUUUGUUAAUAAAUGUGCAAGCAAAAUUAUUGUUAACUGAAAUACGUUUAAAAAAAUUAUUUUAGAAGGAUUAUCUAUUAUUAUUAUAUUUACAUGAUAUUUUAUUGAUUAUAAGUUAUCUUACAUUAGUCAUUUAAAAGGAAACAAUUAUUUAUUGGCAAAUUUUACACCGAUACUCGUAAGACAUGUCAAUGACUCUAAAAGUUAUAAUGCAACAUCUUAGCGUAACAUGUCUCUGAAAUACAUUAAAUAAAUAAAUAUGAUAAUAACUGAUGAAACAGGUUUUAUAUUUCGAAAAUUAAAACUGUGUCCUACUAAAAGCGCAAAAACUUUAUAGACAAUGCGUAAUACAUCGUAAUAUCAACCAAACGGUAAACCGUUGCUAUCUUAUGCAUGCAUAGAACUUGUAAUUACUUAAGUAAUUUAAAAAAAAAGUAUUUUAAAAAGCUUGUAAUGGGAUCUCUUCUUUUUUUACAAUAUCUAUAUUUUAGUGGUACAUCGCUGGAUUGUUUUUAUAUUGUCCAAUAUAUUUUUAUAUAGUAUUUCCAUAAAUAUGUGAAUUAAAACAUCCAUAACAGCUUGUUUGCUAAAGUGCAAUGAAGUGGACGAUAUGAAUGACAAGUUCGUCGAAACUGUCCUUGCGGUCGGAGCUAAGUUCUGCAAGACCCGCCGCAGAAGAACACAAAAACUCUCCGAUCACACUUUUAAUCUCAUGGCUGUUAGACGGGAGAUGAAGCUACAUUCUUCAACAGAUUUGACAGAAUACAGGCAACUGAACAGACAGAUCUCCAAAUGCAUGCGGCGGGACUUACGCAACUUCAAUACAGCUCAUAUUGAAGAAGCGAUCGAGCGAAACCAAGGCUCCAAGGUCUUUGCCAGAGAUCUGUCUGCCAGAAAGAGCCAACUGUUGAAGCUGAAGACCGAGUGUGACAGCAUCGUUUCCGGGACAUCUGAGAUUUUGAGUGAGAUUGAGAGGUUCUAUACAGGCAGCUGUAAACGUUAUCGUUGGAGCCGCACGCAAGUGUGAGUAACGAUCCAAGAGCGAGUCUUAUCCGACACUAUUCCGAAGAUAUCCCGGACGUCAGUCUGAGCGAGAUUAGAAUGGCUCUCCAGCACCUUAAAAACGGCAAGUCACCGGGUGAGGAUGGAAUUACAGCGGAGCUUUUGAAAGCGGGUGGAAAACUGGUACUUGAAGUCCUUUAGAAGCUCUUUAAUUCCGUCUUCUAUGGUGGCACUACUCCGGAGGCGUGGAACAGAAGUGCGGUCUUGUUCUUCAAGAAAGGCGACAACGCUCUCUUGAAGAACUACAGACCGAUUUCCCUUCUGAACCGCGUCUACGUGCUGUUUUCGAGAGUCAUUACGAAUCGUCUCGCACGCAGAUUUGACGACUUCCAGCCUCCUAAACAAGCUGGUUUCCGAAAAGGCUUUAGUACCAUGGACCAUACAUACCCUGCGGCAGAUUAUACUGAAGAAAGAGGAGUAUAAUCUGCCACUUUGCCUUGCGUAUGUGGAUUAUGAGAAAGCCUUUGAUUCCGUCGAAAUUUGGGCGGUGCUGCAGUCACUUCAGCGGUGCCAAGUUGGCUGUCGGUAUAUCGAAGUGCUGAAGUGUUUGUACAGUAGAGCUACGAUGGCUGUCCGAGUACAGAAUCAGAGUACAAAACCUAUCCAACUGCAGAGAGGUGUAAGACAGGGUGACGAUAUAUCCCUGAAACUCUUCACCGCUGCAUUGGAAGACAUUUUCAAGCUACUGGACCGGAAAGGAUGCGGUAUUAAGAUCAAUGGCGAACACAUCACUCACCUUCGAUUUAUCGACGAUAUAGUCCUUAUGGCAGAAUCGCUGGAGGACUUAAGUACUAUGCUCAAUGACCUCAAUACUGUCUCCCAACGGAUAGGUCUUAAGAUGAACAUGGACAAAACAAAAAUCAUGUUUAACGUCCAUGUCACCCACCUUUGCCGGUAGUUGUUGGGGGCACUAAGCUCGAGGGUUGUUGAAGAAUAUGUUUACCUGGGACAAAUAGUCCGACUAGGUAAGUCCAACUUCGACCGAGAGGUCAAUCGUCGGAUUCAACUCGGCUGGGCAGCGUUCGUCAAACUACGACACAUCUUCUCGUUAGACAUACCUCAAAACCUGAAAACGAAAUUGUACAACCAGUGCGUGUUGCCAGUGAUGACAUACGGAACUGAGACGUGGUCCUUCACUGUUGGCCGUAUAAGGAAGCUCAAGGUUGCUCAGCGAGCUAUGGAGAUGGCUAUGUUCGGGGUUUCUCUGAGUGAAAAACUUAGAAAUGAGGAUAUCCGCAGUAGAACCAGAGUAACUGACAUAGCCCAACGGAUUAGUAAGCUGAAGUGGCAGUGGGCCGGCGAUAUGGCUCGAAGAACCGACAGCCGAUGGGGAAAAAAGGUUCCCGAGUGGCAGCCUCGUACCGGUAGGCGAAGUGUAGGGCGACCCCCCACUAGAUGGAGUGACGACCUGGUAAGACAUGCAGGAAGUCGAUGGAUGCAGGUGACUCAGGGCCGUGCUUUGUGUCAUUCCUUGGGAGAGGCCUAUGUUCAGCAGUGGACUUAUGAAAGGCUGUAAUGAUGAUGAUGAUGAUUAGGAAGGCGGUGCUGCCCAUCACCUGGCUUAUAUUGAUAUUCUUACAUCGCCACUACAUGGUGCAUAAAAUCUAAUAACCUUCUACAGAGAAAUAGCCCAUUUUUUACUAGGCCCAUUAAAAUGUGUGCUAUGAUGGAUGGCCAGAUGGGGUCCCCCCAAUAGUGCUGAAGACGUAUUCGUACAGGUUCUUACGCGUCUUUUCCGGUUCUCCAAUUUUUUUAAACGACGUUUCAAGCUCAUGUAAGAUAGUCUUAGUGCAUCCUUAAAAAAGACGACUGUUCAGGCCUGUUCAACUACGGUUCUAAUUGCUCCCCGUUCCAUAAUCUCCUUGUUCUUCAAUAUAAUGUCAAUUAUAAUCUGCCAGCUCAUCAGGUACCUUUUUUACAUGGGGAAAUGCUUACGCAUACCCGCCUCGCGGGGGCAAGGACGGGUUAUGUCGAACACGCACCGACUAAAACCCCAUGGUGUUCCACCUUCACCGCAUAUUGGCAGGGCCACGGGAAAGCUUUCGCACAAAUCCGCGGCCCCACCAGUGCCGGCUGCCCCAUGGCAGCUCCUUAUCGGGGGAUGACCUCUCCUCAGCGAGAUCUCGAAUAGGGGGUGACUAAAUCUAGUCACGUAUAAUCUUCAGCAGACACUUAAAAUCAUGUCUACGUACACAC
Molecule: messenger RNA, 4684 nt
Organism: Parnassius mnemosyne (clouded apollo)
Lineage: Eukaryota; Metazoa; Arthropoda; Insecta; Lepidoptera; Papilionidae
Source: the annotation of a GenBank genome assembly